Molecule: messenger RNA, 4290 nt
Organism: Odobenus rosmarus divergens (Pacific walrus)
Lineage: Eukaryota; Metazoa; Chordata; Mammalia; Carnivora; Odobenidae
Gene: AKAP13
Product: A kinase (PRKA) anchor protein 13
Exons: 29
Coding region: 1-4290 (1429 amino acids)
Biological process (GO): positive regulation of canonical NF-kappaB signal transduction; regulation of Rho protein signal transduction; adrenergic receptor signaling pathway
Cellular component (GO): membrane; actin cytoskeleton
Molecular function (GO): guanyl-nucleotide exchange factor activity; MAP kinase scaffold activity
Source: RefSeq, a predicted model, not a curated record
AUGUAUGAGCGGCACAGGAGACGCUACAGCUUGUGUGACUUCUCCAAGGUGGACAGGACCGUGGAUGUGGUGUUGCUGAAGAUAAACCGAGAAAGCUGGUGUGCAAUAAAGCCGUGCCCUGAUACAGCAUCUCUCUUGGCCCCCGCACAGAGCCCAGACUGUGAGAACUUCCUGGAUGUUGGACUGGGCAGAGAAUGUGCCUCAAAACAAGGUGUCCUCAAAAGAGAGUCCGGCAGUGACUCUGACCUCUUUCACUCACCCAGCGAAGAAGUGGACAGCAUUGUCUUCCCCAAGCCCGAGGAAGAGCCGCUGGUCUGUGAUAUCACCGGAUCCAGUUCCUCCACUGACGACACCGCUUCCUUGGAUCGACAUUCUUCUCACGGCAGUGAUGUUUCCCUCCCCCAGAUUUCAAAUUUGAACAGGUCCAGAGAUCAGCAGUGUCUUGACAGCUUCUACAGCCAUGGUGUGGGAGCUGAGGGCCGAGAGAGCGAGGGUGAAGCUGCCGGCUCAGGUGAGAUGGAGGAGGAGGAGAUGGACAGCAUCACCGAGGUGCCCUCGAACUGCUCCGUGCUGAGGAGCUCUAUGCGCUCCCUGUCCCCUUUCCGGAGGCACAGCUGGGGUCCUGGGAAGAACGCGGCCAGUGAUGCCGAAAUGAACCAGCGCAGUUUCAGCCUAGAAGGCUUGGCAGGAGGAGUUGGUGCCAGAAACGAGCCAUCUUCGUCUCUAGGUGUAGACUCCAUAAACACCAAAGAGCUCAGGCACCCUUUCAGUGUGGAAGAAAGGGGUGACUCUUUGGUGUCACUUUCAGAGGAGGAUCUGGAAUCAGGCCAGAGAGAACAUAGGAUGCUUGAUCAGCAGGCAUGUCACAGAUCUAAACAACAGGGAUUCAAUUACUGUACAUCAGCCAUUUCUUCUCCGCUAACAAAAUCCAUCUCAUUAAUGACAAUCAGCCAUCCUGGGUUGGACCAUUCACGGCCGUUCCUCGGUACCAGUGCCAACCUGACCGAGAGCAUAACAGAAGAGACCUAUAGUUUCCUGCCACAAAGCCCCUCCAAGAAAGAUUUUGAAGGGAAGAGUGGAACAAAAGUCAGUCGUACAUUCAGCUACAUCAAGAAUAAAAUGUCCAGCAGCAAGAAGAGCAGAGAAAAGGAAAAAGAGAAAGAGAAAGUCAAAGAGAAGGAGAAAGAGUCGAAGGAGAAGGACAAGAAGAUGGUCAACGGGCACACUUUCAGUCCCAUCCCUGUUGUCGGCCCGAUCAGCUGUAGCCAGUGCGUGAAGCCCUUCGCCAGCAAGGACGCCUACACUUGUGCAGGUUGCAGUGCUUUUGUCCACAAAGGCUGUAGAGAAAGUCUGGCCUCCUGUGCAAAGGUCAAAAUGAAGCCCAGAGGGAGCCUUCAGGCACAGGACACAUCUUCGCUGCCCACAGUCAUCAUGAGGAGCAAGCCCUCACAGCCCAAGGAGCGUCCUCGAUCUGCAGUCCUCCUGGCGGAUGAAGCUACUGCCAUUCCCAUGUUUGCCAACAGACGGUCCCAGCAGAGUGUCUCACUCUCCAAAAGCGUCUCCAUACAGAACAUUGCUGGAGUUGGCAAUGACGAGAACAUAUCAAACACCUGGAAAUUCCUGUCUCAUUCAACAGACUCACUAAAUAAAAUCAGCAAGGUCAAUGAGUCAACAGAGUCACUAACUGAUGAGGGAGUAGGUACAGACAUGAAUGAAGGACAGCUAUUGGGGGACUUCGAGAUGGAAUCCAAACAACUAGAAGCCGAGUCCUGGAGUCGCCUAGUGGACAGCAAGUUUCUGAAACAGCAAAAGAAAGAUGUGGUCAAACGGCAAGAAGUGAUUUAUGAGUUGAUGCAGACAGAGUUGCACCACAUCCGGACGCUGAAGAUCAUGAGCGACGUGUACAGCCGGGGGAUGAUGACGGAGCUGCUCUUUGAGCAGCAGACGGUGGAGAAGCUCUUCCCCUGUUUGGAUGAGCUGAUCGGUAUCCAUAGCCAGUUCUUUCAGAGGAUCCUGGAGCGGAAGAAGGAAUCUCUAGUGGAUAAAAGUGAAAAGAACUUUCUCAUCAAGAGGAUGGGAGAUGUGCUUGUAAAUCAGUUUUCAGGGGAGAAUGCAGAACGCCUAAAGAAGACGUACGGCAAGUUUUGUGGGCAGCAUAACCAGUCUGUGAACUACUUUAAAGACAUUUAUACCAAGGACAAGCGGUUCCAGGCCUUUGUGAAGAAGAAGAUGAGCAGCGCCGUCGUGAGGAGGCUGGGAAUCCCAGAAUGCAUAUUGCUGGUGACCCAGCGGAUCACCAAAUACCCAGUUUUAUUCCAAAGAAUAUUGCAGUGUACCAAAGACAAUGACGUGGAGCAGGAAGAUCUGGCUCAAUCCCUGAGCCUGGUGAAGGAUGUGAUUGGAGCUGUGGACAGCAAAGUGGCAAGUUAUGAAAAGAAAGUGCGUCUCAAUGAGAUUUAUACAAAGACAGACAGCAAGUCGAUCAUGAGGAUGAAGAGCGGCCAGAUGUUUGCCAAGGAGGAUUUGAAGCGGAAGAAGCUCGUGCGGGACGGGGCUGUGUUUCUGAAGAACGCAGCAGGAAGGUUGAAAGAGGUUCAGGCAGUUCUGCUGACUGACAUUUUAGUGUUCCUUCAAGAAAAAGACCAGAAAUACGUCUUCGCAUCACUGGACCAGAAAUCAACAGUGAUCUCGUUAAAGAAGCUGAUUGUCAGGGAAGUAGCACAUGAGGAGAAAGGUUUAUUCUUAAUCAGUAUGGGGAUGAAGGACCCAGAGAUGGUGGAAGUGCAUGCCAGCUCCAAGGAGGAGCGAAACAGCUGGAUUCAGAUCGUUCAGGACACAAUCAAUACCCUGAACAGAGAUGAAGAUGAAGGAAUUCCUAGCGAGAAUGAGGAAGAAAAGAGGAUGCUGGACACCAAAGCCCGAGAACUGAAAGAGCAACUUCAACAGAAGGACCAGCAGAUCCUCCUCUUACUGGAAGAGAAGGAGAUGAUUUUCCGAGACAUGACUGAAUGCAGCACCCCCUUGCCGGAGGAUUGCUCCCCGACUCACAGCUCUAGAAUCCUCUUCCGCUCCAACACAGAAGAGGCUCUCAAAGGAGGACCUUUAAUGAAAAGUGCAAUAAAUGAGGUGGAGAUCCUUCAAGGUUUGGUGAGUGGAAGCCUGGGAGGCACGCUUGGGCAGGCUGUCAGUAGCCCUGUUGAGCAAGAAGGCAUGGUUGGUCCUGUUUCCUUGCCCCGGAGAGCAGAGACCUUUGGAGGAUUUGACAGCCACCAGAUGAAUGCUUCAAAAGGAGGUGAGAAGGAAGAGGGGGAGGAUGGCCAAGAUCUGAGGAGAACCGAAUCCGAUAGUGGUCUCAAAAAGGGUGGAAAUGCUAACGUGGUAUUUAUGCUUAAAAGAAACAGUGAGCAGGUUGUCCAGAGUGUCGUUCAUCUCCACGAACUCCUCAGCACGCUGCAGGGCGUGGUGCUGCAGCAGGACAGCUACAUCGAGGACCAGAAGCUGCUGCUGGCGGAGCGCGCGCUCGCGCGGAGCUUGUCGCGCCCCAGCUCCCUGGUGGAGCAGGAGAAGCAGCGCAGCCUGGAGAAGCAGCGCCAGGACCUGGCCAACCUGCAGAGGCAGCAGGCGCAGCACCAGGAGGAGAAGCGGCGGCGCGAGCGCGAGUGGGAGGCCCGCGAGAGGGCGCUGCAGGAGCGCGAGGCCCGGCUGGCGCAGCGCGAGCAGGACGUGCGGCGCGGCCAGCAGGAGCUGGAGCGCGAGCGCGACGAGCUGCAGCACCGCAAGGGCGCCUACCAGUGCGACCUGGAGAGGCUGCGCGCCGCGCAGAAGCAGCUGGAGCGGGAGCAGGAGCAGCUGAGGCGCGACGCCGAGCACCUCAGCCAGAGGCAGGCGGAACACGACGCCCGUCAGGUGUCACAUCAGCACACCAAGCUGCUGAGGAUCCCAUCCUUCCUUCCGAAUCCUGAGGAGUCCCCCUUGCCAUCUGCACCUUCGAUCGCCAAAUCAGGAUCCCUGGACUCAGAACUCUCGGUGUCCCCAAAAAGGAACAGCCUCUCUCGGACACACAAAGAUAAGGGGCCUUUUCACAUACUGAGUUCCACCAGCCAGACAAACAAAGUGCCCGAGGGUCAGAGCCAGACCCCCGUGCCCGCCUCCGCCUCCACCCGCCUGUUUGGGUUGGCUAAGCCAAAGGAUAAGAAGGAGAAAAAGAAGAACAAAAAAGGCAGCCGCUCUCAGCCUGGUGAUGGCCCCGCGUCAGAAGUGCCUGCGGAGGGUGAAGAGAUCUUCUGCUGA